Messenger RNA from Linum tenue, 1434 nucleotides. Lineage: Eukaryota; Viridiplantae; Streptophyta; Magnoliopsida; Malpighiales; Linaceae. The record is from the annotation of a GenBank genome assembly.
AUGGGUUCGAUCAACAAACCGCACGCGGUUCUAAUCCCGUACCCGGCCCAGGGCCACGUCAACCCGUUCAUGCAGCUGGGCAAGCUCCUCCACUCCCGGGGCUUCCACGUCACCUUCGUCAACAACCACUUCAACCACAACCGCCUCCUCCGCUCCAAGGGCGAGCAGUUCCUCAAGGGCUGCCCGGACUUCGUGUUCGAGUCCAUGCCCGACGGGCUGCCCGAAUCCGACCCGGACGCGACCCAGGACAUCGAAGCCCUCUGCGACUCGGCCCGGAAGUACAUGUUUGGACCACUCAUGGAGCUGCUGGACCGGGUCAACGCCUCCGGCGGGCACGUGCCGAAGAUCACGUGCGUCAUCCCCGACGGGUUCAUGUGCUUCGGGAUGUUGGCCGCCGAGAAGCUUGGAGUCCCCGCGGUGCCGUUUUGGACGGCAUCGGCCUGUGGGUUUAUGGCCUAUCUUCACAUUGGUCAGCUCACCCAGAAGGGACUUAUUCCCCACAAGAGUGAGUUAUACUACCUGGACACACCAGUCGGCUGGAUCCCGGGGUUGCAGCACGCGCGGCUACGCGACCUCCCCUUCGCCACGCGCACCACAAACCCUAACGCCAUCCUCCUCAACUGCCUCCGCGACGAGGUCCAAGACGACCUCCGCGCCCCGGCCAUCAUCUUCAACAUCUUCGAGGAGUUCGAGCAGGAAAUCUUCGACGAGCUCAAGAAGCUCUACCCGCACCAACUCCACCCGAUCGGCCCGCUCUCCCUGCUCGAGCGCCACGUGGUGCCAAACGACUCGCCCGUCCGGGCCCACCGCCCCACCCUCUGGAAGGACGACGACAACUGCCUCGACUGGCUCGACGCCCAGCCGGACGGCUCCGUCGUCUACGUCAACUACGGCAGCAUCGCCGUCCUGUCGGAGCAGCACUUCCGCGAGUUCGCCUGGGGGCUGGCGGGCAGCAAGCACCGGUUCCUGUGGAUCGUCAGGCGCGACGUCGUGAAGGACAUGGCCGGCGUGCUGAACAAGGAGUUCCACGACGAGGUGAAGGAUAGGGCGAUGAUUGCGAGCUGGUGCGCGCAGGAUAAGGUGCUGGACCACCCGUCGGUGGGCGCGUUCCUGACGCACUGCGGGUGGAACUCGAUGGUCGAGGCGGUGUGCGGCGGGAAGCCGAUGAUCUGCUGCGCGUACUUCGCGGAGCAGCCGACCAACUGCCGGUUCGCGGCCAAGGUGUGGGGGGUCGGGGUGGAGAUCGACCCGGACGUGAAGAGGGAGAAUAUAUGCGAGCUGGUGAAGGAGAUGAUGGAAGGGGAGGAAGGGAAGAGGAUGAAGGCCAAGGCAUUGGAGUGGAAGAAGAAAGCUGAGGUGGCGACGGCAGUUGGCGGGUCGGCUUACCUGAGCUUCGACAAGGUUUUGGACGUCCUGAAUUCGCCCGUGGAGUGA